AUGGCAGCCCCGUUCGGCGGGGGCAAGAAGCCCUUCCACAUCGUCUCGCCCGUCCUGGAGAGCCUGCCCCUGUCCAAGGCGGCGGGCACCAAGGUCUACAUGAAGCUGGAAAAUGUCCAGCCCACGGGCUCCUUCAAGAUCCGCGGCAUCGGCCACCUCUGCCAGGAGGCUGCCAAGAAGGGCUGCCGCCACUUCGUUUGCUCCUCAGGGGGUAACGCAGGUCUGGCAGCGGCGUACGCGGCCAAGAAGCUGGGGAUGCCAGUCACCGUCGUGGUCCCCAGCACCACUGGCACCGCCACCGUGCGCAAGCUGGAGGAGCUGGGGGCGGAGGUGGAGGUCUCUGGCCAGGUGUGGGAUGAAGCCAACAGGCGAGCCCUGGAGCUGGCACAGACCGAGGGUUGGGUCAGCAUCCACCCCUUCGACCACCCCUUGGUGUGGCAGGGUCACGCCAGCCUGGUCCGGGAGCUGAAGGACUCGCUGGAGACCAAACCGGACGCCAUCCUGCUGGCAGUGGGCGGCGGGGGGCUGCUGGCGGGGGGCGGGGGCGGGCCCCCGACAUCACCAGGUGAGGUGGGCUUUGUGGGAGCGGCCAUGCGUGCAACGAGUUGGCGGGUCUCAGCCAGCUCACUGAAGGGUCCCGGGACCACCCUGACUGCCUUCCUCCCCUCCUCUCCCAGCGUGGCCAAGUGUCUGGGAGCCAAGAUGGUGGCGGCACGGGCGCUGGAGUGCGCCCAGGAGUGCCAGGUCAUCUCCCAGGUGGUGGAGGACACGGAGGCUGUGCGAGCCGUGGAGCAGUUCCUGGACGACGAGAGGAUGCUGGUGCAGCCGGCGUGUGGGGCCGCCCUGGCCCUGCUCUACACGGGGCGGCUGCAGCGGCUGCAGCGUGAG
This is a messenger RNA of Nipponia nippon (crested ibis), 888 nucleotides long. The record is from RefSeq and is a predicted model, not a curated record. NCBI's taxonomy places the organism in Eukaryota, Metazoa, Chordata, Aves, Pelecaniformes, Threskiornithidae.